AUGUGGGUGGCGGAGCAGCUCGGCGGGGUGCGGGGACCCCCGGCGGCAUCGCAUCGCUCCUCCCCGGCACCUCAUCUGCCCGGUCCUGCCCGCAGGUCCAACCGCGACUGCCAGAUCGACCAGCACCACCGCAACCAAUGCCAGUACUGCCGCCUGAAGAAGUGUUUCCGCGUGGGCAUGAGGAAGGAAGCCGUGCAGCGGGGCCGGAUCCCCCCCACCCACUCCAGCACCAGCCCCAACACCAUGCCCAGCGGGGAAUACUUCAACGGGCAGCCGGUGUCGGAGCUCAUCUCGCAGCUGCUGCGGGCUGAGCCCUACCCUGCCGCCCGCUAUGGCUCACAGUACGCGCAGCAGGGCAGCGUCAUGGGCAUCGACAACAUCUGCGAGCUGGCUGCCCGCCUCCUCUUCAGCACGGUGGAAUGGGCCCGGAACAUCCCCUUCUUCCCCGAGCUGCCCGUCUCCGACCAAGUGGCACUGCUACGGCUCAGCUGGAGCGAGCUCUUCGUCCUCAACGCGGCGCAGUCGGCGUUGCCGCUGCACAUGGCCCCGCUGCUGGCCGCCGCCGGCUUCCACGCCUCCCCCAUGUCGGCCGACCGUGUCGUCUCCUUCAUGGACCAGAUCCGCAUCUUUCAGGACCAGGUGGAGAAGCUCAACCGGCUCCAGGUGGACUCGGCCGAGUACAGCUGCCUCAAAGCCAUCGCGCUCUUCACGCCGGACGCCUGCGGCCUCUCGGACCCGGCGCACGUGGAGAGCUUGCAGGAGAAGGCGCAGGUGGCCCUCACCGAGUACGUGCGCUCACAGUAUCCCUCGCAGCCCCAGCGCUUCGGCCGGCUCCUGCUGCGGCUGCCGGCCCAGCUCUUCUUCAUGAGGCUGGUGGGGAAGACACCCAUCGAAACACUAAUCAGGGACAUGCUGCUGUCCGGGAGCACCUUCAACUGGCCCUACGGGACGGGGCAGUAGGGGACAGAGCCUCUCCCCCCGGGACACCCUGGGGACCCCCAGCAGCUGGACCCGGAUUCCCUCCAGCGCCCUGAGACGGUGCUGUCCCUGGGGAGCCCCGAACUGCGCCGGUCCCCAGCCCCGCAGCUGUCUUGUAGCUCGUCCGUCCGCCGCAGCUCCCCCCAAAAGCAGCGGGGUCGCAGCUUUGUCCUCCUAAACCCGAAGGUACUGGCCGUGCCACCGCUGUCGGACACUCAACUCUUCCGUACCCCCGUGAAGCGGAGCUCCCUGGCCUCCCCCGGGGACCUUGGAGCAUCCCCAGGGCUGGUCCCUUGCUCUGCCCCUGUGUCGGAGCUGGGCUGCAGCCCAGGGAGGGGGACGCCGUCCUCUGGCUGCCCCUCCAAAUCUGAAGUUCAGAUGGCGGGAGGCUGGGACA
Molecule: messenger RNA, 1375 nt
Organism: Aptenodytes forsteri (emperor penguin)
Lineage: Eukaryota; Metazoa; Chordata; Aves; Sphenisciformes; Spheniscidae
Gene: NR2F6
Product: nuclear receptor subfamily 2 group F member 6
Biological process (GO): anatomical structure development; cell differentiation; negative regulation of transcription by RNA polymerase II
Molecular function (GO): nuclear receptor activity; zinc ion binding; RNA polymerase II cis-regulatory region sequence-specific DNA binding
Source: RefSeq, a predicted model, not a curated record